CGAUGGGGCACUAUUCCUCCCCCCACUGACACCAACGAUGGGGCACUAUUCCUCCACCCCACUGACACCAACGAUGGGGCACUAUUCCUCCCCCCACUGACACCAACGAUGGGGCACUAUUCCUCCACCCCACUGACACCAAUGAUGGGGCACUAUUCCUCCCCCCACUGACACCAACGAUGGGGCACUAUUCCUCCCACUGAUACCAACGAUGGGGCACUAUUCCACCCUCCACUGACACCAACGAUGGGGAACUAUUCUUCCCACUGACACCAAUGAUGGGACACUAUUCCUCCCACU
Staurois parvus is the source of this 300-nucleotide messenger RNA. The record is from the annotation of a GenBank genome assembly. Lineage: Eukaryota; Metazoa; Chordata; Amphibia; Anura; Ranidae.